Messenger RNA from Alternaria burnsii, 453 nucleotides. Its product is annotated as calmodulin. Gene Ontology annotation, cellular component: central plaque of spindle pole body. The record is from RefSeq and is a predicted model, not a curated record. NCBI's taxonomy places the organism in Eukaryota, Fungi, Ascomycota, Dothideomycetes, Pleosporales, Pleosporaceae. The transcript has 4 exons. Gene Ontology annotation, biological process: spindle pole body organization. The coding region runs from base 1 to 453 and encodes 150 amino acids. Gene Ontology annotation, molecular function: calcium ion binding; enzyme regulator activity.
AUGCAGGCCGAUUCUCUCACCGAGGAGCAAGUCUCCGAGUUCAAGGAGGCCUUCUCUCUGUUUGACAAGGAUGGCGAUGGCCAAAUCACCACCAAGGAGCUAGGUACCGUCAUGCGCUCGCUCGGCCAAAAUCCCAGCGAGUCUGAGCUCCAGGACAUGAUCAACGAGGUCGAUGCCGACAACAACGGCACCAUUGACUUCCCAGAAUUCCUUACCAUGAUGGCCCGCAAGAUGAAGGACACCGACUCCGAGGAGGAGAUCCGGGAAGCCUUCAAGGUCUUCGACCGCGAUAACAACGGUUUCAUCUCCGCCGCCGAACUGCGUCACGUCAUGACUUCUAUUGGCGAGAAAUUGACCGAUGACGAGGUCGACGAGAUGAUCCGGGAGGCUGACCAGGACGGUGACGGCCGCAUCGACUACAACGAGUUCGUCCAGUUGAUGAUGCAGAAGUAA